AUGUCGAAACGAAUCCAAUCCUUCUUCCAACCAUCCCAAGAACCCAAAGUGGAGCCCUCCUCACCUGACCCAUCCCAGCCCUCAAACGCCCUCGAUAUACAACAAGAACCACCAACCCACCACCCAACCUACCCCUUCCCAAUUCCCUCCCUCCCUACACACCUAUCCAAUGCCCUAUCCAACAUAACCUCCACCCCGAAACCCAUAACAACCAUCCCCCACCUCGACCUCCUCUACUUCCAACCACUCCUCCCACCCGAAACAGCCAACAGUCUCUUCCACUUCCUGCGCGACUCCCUCCCCUUCCACAAAGUGCAGUACACAAUCCACCGCGGCAAGACCCCAACCAAGAUAACGACCCCAAGAUACACGACCGUCUUCGGCGUGGACGCGACAUCCACAUUCACAAGCGACUCAAACAAGACCCUCCUCUUCACCGCCACCGACACCCCGAAAUACAAAUGCCAUCCACGCCCAAUCCCAGCCUGUCUGGAGCACCUCCGCCAAACAAUCCAAUCCGUGACCGGCACCCCGUCUGACUACUACAAUUUCAUCUUGGUGAACUACUACGCCUCAAACACAGAUAGUAUAAGCUACCACUCUGACGACGAGAGAUUCCUCGGCCCGAACCCUAGCAUUGCGUCUUUGUCGCUGGGCGCGAAGAGGGAUUUCCUGUUGAAGCAUAAACCAGGCAUACAGGCGGGGCCGUUGAAGUUCCCCCUUGCCAGUGGUGAUAUGGUGGUUAUGAGGGGCGAGACGCAGGCGAAUUGGUUGCAUAGUGUUCCUAAACGGGCGGGCGAUGGGGGCGGCAGGAUUAAUGUGACGUUUCGGAGGGCUUUGGUCCCUGGGGGCACGGAGAAUUAUUAUAG
This is a messenger RNA of Aspergillus nomiae NRRL 13137, 869 nucleotides long. RefSeq names its product alpha-ketoglutarate-dependent dioxygenase AlkB family protein. The transcript has a single exon. Lineage: Eukaryota; Fungi; Ascomycota; Eurotiomycetes; Eurotiales; Aspergillaceae. Gene Ontology annotation, biological process: DNA repair. The record is from RefSeq and is a predicted model, not a curated record. The annotation marks the transcript as partial.